This is a messenger RNA of Daktulosphaira vitifoliae (grape phylloxera), 1604 nucleotides long. RefSeq names its product U3 small nucleolar RNA-associated protein 18 homolog (gene wcd). The transcript has 10 exons. Gene Ontology annotation, molecular function: protein binding. The record is from RefSeq and is a predicted model, not a curated record. Gene Ontology annotation, biological process: rRNA processing. The coding region runs from base 211 to 1416 and encodes 401 amino acids. Gene Ontology annotation, cellular component: Pwp2p-containing subcomplex of 90S preribosome; small-subunit processome. NCBI's taxonomy places the organism in Eukaryota, Metazoa, Arthropoda, Insecta, Hemiptera, Phylloxeridae.
UUAUCAUUUAACUUGAUAACGUUAAAAAUAAUCUUUUUUUUUUGAUAACAAUAUUGUCAAACAUAAACACGUGCAAAUUUUUAGUAAAUUCCUUCAUAUGCGUUAUUUUAAUAAAUAUGGAUCACAAUGAAAUUGAGUGAUUUGUAAAGAGUACGGGACUUCAAACUAAUUUUAAUCAAUAAAAUAUUGUAAUUAAAAGAUAGUAAUAAUAUGAUGGAUAGUCAAAGUAAAAAUAAAUGUCAUUUGAAACGAGCAUGGCAAGAUGAAGAUGAUGAAGCCGACUCUAUAAAAGAGCAAAAUAAAAUUUUACGUCAAAAGUACAUCAGUAUUGUUGGAAAACCAAAAUGGGCUAAAAUAGAAAAACAGUCUAAAAAUGAUACAGAUAGUGCUGAUGACAUUCUUAAAUACAGUGGUAAUUUGGCACGAUCUAAAAAAGGUGUUAACCUAGCCAAGGGUUUAAUCAGUUUGAAAAAAGUACGUAAUUUAAAUCUAACAACAUCAUCUUGUGGCAAAAUUCUAAAAUCUUUAGAGUUCCAUCCAACUAGUAACUUGGCUUUAAUUGCUGGUAUAUCAGGUCGGGCAUCUGUUGUACAAGUAGAUGGAUUUAAAAAUGAAAAAUUACAAUCUGUUAAAUUCCAAAAAUUUCCUAUUGAUUGUGCACAUUUUACUACAGAUGGUUACCAAUUUGUAGUGGGAUCAAGAUCACAACGUAAUUUUUAUUGUUAUGAUUUAAUGGAAGGAAGAUCAAUGUUUAUUCCAGUUCAUCAUACUAUUGGAGUGACUAAAAUGGAUAAUUUUUGUAUGUCACCAGAUGGUAAAAUAAUUGCCUCUUGUGGAAAUUUUGGAGACAUUCAUUUAUUUACUUCUUCAAGUAAAGAAUGGAUAACAACUUUAAAGAUGAAUGGUGAAGUAAAUGCUUUGACAUUUACUUCUGAUGGAAAACGCAUGUAUUCUUUUGGAGAUUUAGGAGAAAUUUAUGAAUGGGAUAUGAUAAAUCGGUUAUGUGUUAAGAAAUUUAUGGAUGAUGGCUGUCUUCAAGGUACUACUUUAGCACUAUCAAAUGAUAACCAAUAUUUAGCUGCAGGCUCAUCAUCAGGUGUCGUAAAUUUGUAUAAAUUGCCAUGUGAUGUAAAACCUAAACCUGAAAAAACUAUUCUUAACUUGGUAACUGCUGUAACCAAGUUAAAAUUCAAUAAAUAUUCAAAUAUUUUGGCAAUGGUUUCAGAUCACAAAAAUGAUGCUAUAAAAUUGUUGCAUGUACCAUCCAAAACAGUUUUUUCAAAUUUUCCUACUACAAACUCAAAUGUAGGAAAAAUAGCAUCCAUUGAUUUUUCACCAAAUAGUGGUUAUAUUGGUCUAGGAAAUAAUAAAUCUGAAGCUCUUCUUUAUAAAUUAACUCAUUUUGAUAACUAUUAAGGUGAUCAUAUUUAAAGAGUUACAGUUGAUUCAAUAAUAAAAUAAUAUUAUAUAUAUUUAUAAUACAAGAAAAACAUCAAGCAAACUUAUGUAUUAUUAAAACUUAAAUUUGUUGGUUAUCAUGUAAUUCUAAAAUAUUAUACAAAACUGUCAUUAACUGUUUUAAAAUAAAAAAACAAUUAUAUAGU